Styela clava is the source of this 1306-nucleotide messenger RNA. NCBI's taxonomy places the organism in Eukaryota, Metazoa, Chordata, Ascidiacea, Stolidobranchia, Styelidae. The record is from RefSeq and is a predicted model, not a curated record.
ACUGCGUGUGUGUGAGAUGCGCGUUUCAUAUUGUCACGUGACCCAAGAUUGCUCCUUAUCGUGGCAAGUUGCGUUUGCAUGUUAUUGUCGUUAUAUUUUGUCAAAUAAUUCGAAUGGUGAGAAAUUGAUGUUAUUUGGAAUUACUAAGAAACUCUGUACUGCAGCCAUGGCCGAGAAUUUGUUUGUUAAACGAGCGACACUGACUGAUGAAAAAAUAAAGAUUCUUACUCAACAAGUCGAAAAGCUGAAGCAAAAAGCGAUUGCUGUGGCCAUCGAAAAAGAAGAGCAAAGAUUGAAACAUGAGAAUGAGAGACUUAAAGAGGAUGUGGAAAACCUAAAAACAAGACUAAUAAUAGCUGAAAUAAAAAAUGGAAAGAUGCAGGUUCAACUGCCUUCCAGAAAAUCAACAGGCUCAAAAAAGAAUGUUCCUCCUUCUGACUCAUCUAAACCAGCCCAGGCCAAGAGCAAUGUUGAUCCAGAUGCAAAGAAACAAAAAUCAGAAAAACCAUCGAAAAAGAAGGCCGCAGCGCAAAAGCCAAAGGGGGAAGAAGGUCCCGUUGAUGUCUCGAGACUGGAUUUUCGAAUUGGAAGAAUAGUAAAGGCAGAAAAACAUCCUGAUGCCGACAGCCUUUAUAUAGAAGAUGUUGAAACCGGGGAAGAAAAAAAUAGAACUGUAAUCAGUGGCCUGGUCAAAUUCAUUCCUAUUGAAGAGAUGCAAAACAGGAUGGUGAUACUGAUGAUGAAUCUUAAACCAGUGAAGAUGCGAGGAAUCUUGUCUCAAGCUAUGGUGAUGUGUGCGAGUUCUCCAGACAAGAUUGAAAUUCUGGUUCCUCCGCCUGGGUGUGUUCCUGGGGAUCGUGUCACAUUUGAGGGCUACUCGGGUGAACCAGACGCUCAACUAAAUCCAAAGAAAAAAGUAUGGGAUCAAGUCCAACCAGAUCUCAAAACUGAUGCAAAUAGAGUAGCCUGCUACAAAGGAAUUCCUUUCACAGUUCCUGGAAAAGGCAUCUGUACAGCACCAACUAUGGCAAACAGUGCAAUUAAAUAAACCAACGUUAAUAAUACACACAAUAAGUUCAACUAAAAAUCCUUUGUAUUAAAUUUGUUUGCAAAUUCGCUGCACACUAAUAAAAACAAUACACAUUAUAAUGCUGGUGCUAUUCCGACCAACAUGUUAUUUUUUGGGGAGCAAUUGUGGGGUUGCAUAGUAUAUAGCUCCGCGUUAUAGCCGUGUUCUUUCGCUGCAUUCAUUCUAUCGACAUCAACUAGUCCCAUACAGAGCUUGCCUGCAAAUAUAAAUUGAAUA